Molecule: messenger RNA, 2183 nt
Organism: Megalobrama amblycephala (Wuchang bream)
Lineage: Eukaryota; Metazoa; Chordata; Actinopteri; Cypriniformes; Xenocyprididae
Product: vasoactive intestinal polypeptide receptor 2-like
Exons: 6
Coding region: 1-609 (202 amino acids)
Biological process (GO): adenylate cyclase-modulating G protein-coupled receptor signaling pathway; cell surface receptor signaling pathway
Cellular component (GO): plasma membrane
Molecular function (GO): G protein-coupled peptide receptor activity; peptide hormone binding; vasoactive intestinal polypeptide receptor activity
Source: RefSeq, a predicted model, not a curated record
AUGAAACGCAUUCCCAUUUGCUACUGCUGUUAUAAAAGCACUUGUAACUCUUUGAUGUCUCCUCUUAAUAGAUGCUGGGAGAGAAAUGAUGUUCCCAUUCCCUGGCGGGUGAUCAACUGGCCAAUCAUGGCAUCUGUCAUUAUAAACUUUAUUCUGUUCAUCAGCAUCAUUCGAAUCCUGGUCCAGAAACUGAGGUGUCCUGAUGUUGGUGGAAAUGAUCAGUCUCAGUAUAGGAGGUUGGCAAAGUCCACGCUUCUCUUGAUCCCUCUCUUUGGCGUCAACUAUGUUGUUUUCGUUUACAUCAUAGAAGAAAAUGGAGAGAUGGAAAACUACAAAAUAUUCUUUGACCUUGGUCUGGGAUCCUUUCAGGGCUUGGUGGUUGCGAUUUUGUAUUGUUUUUUGAAUAGCGAGGUCCAAAGCGAGCUCAAGAGAAAGUGGCGGAGUUUGCGUUUGAAGCGUUACAUCGGUCGCGACUACCGUCUGCACAGUUCAUCCAUAUCCAGGAACGGCACAGAAAACAUGGCCCAAUUCCAUCGGAACUCCAGAGCCCAGUCUUUCCUACAGACCGAGACCACUGUGCUUUACGCUGAAGAGGACGAGGCUUUCUGAAGCAUGAGAUUGACAUGCAGGAGACACGAUGAGGAUUCAGCACCUCUAUCUCGAUGUGUUGUCAGUACAAUGCAAAAUCUCGCUUGCCCACCAAAAUAACGUUAAACCAAACCUGAAUGAGAGUACUGGUGGCAUUAAAAACUAGAAUUCAGAUCACAAUAUAUAUUGCUUUUUUAUAAACAGUUUCAUAGCAUUUGGGGUCAGAUUAUAUAAUAUUGUUAUGUAAAUGCUACUUAAGACCCACAGCAAUUUUCUUAGAUGCCCAUGGAGACGCAGCGCCAUGCUAUCAACACAAAACACAGCCGCCACCCAAGAACAUGUCUUGGGUGAAUUCAAGAAGUGGGUCACCUCUAUACCAAACUCAAAUGUGAGGUUUUUAUAAAGAGGACAUUACUCCUGGAGGCAUCCAGAUUAGCCUUGGACUUAUUUCAGGAGAAUACGUCUUUCUUCAGAUACUCACGGACACUGAAAUAACCUGAAAAGACAGCCGUGCACUCAAAUGAAAAGUGUGAUUGUAAGAAAAAGCAAAAAUCGUUGCUCUGAUAUUGAACUGUUCUUGUUACGUAAUGCCAUUUUGUCAUUAUACGACCCUCUGGGAUUUUUUUCUCUUCUUUUAUACCUUCUGAAGAAAGCCACAGUAUGAAAAAGCAUCAACUCUCUCAGAUAUAAGAUUAUACCUGUUCCAGGAUAUGUAUAUUCUAGCAUGUGAAUGUAAUUCAUUUCUUCGUUAUUAUGCGAGGAGAUUCUUAUGAAUGAAGUUUUGUUGACAAAUAUGUGGCAUAAAUAUUUAGUUGGCCUCCAAAAAGAUCCAGUGAUAAACCAAACACGACUCGCUGUUAUUACUUCUCGAACUCUUUUAUUUCAUAUCCCACUGAUCAGUCGUUUCAGUGGAAGGUGUUUGUGAUUAUUUUGAUUUUGUGUUGCUCUGCCUCACAUUGUCCGGGGGGGUUGGGGAAUUGUACACUGCAAUGAAUCCUGCUGCCUGUGCUCUUUUCAUUCAACUGAAAAACAGAUAAUUAAUCCAGUAGACAGUUGGACGCAGAUUUAGGUCAAGUGAACUGACAAAACACAGCGAGUAUGAAAGUGACAUUUCUGCGUUCUGCGUUAUUGUCGCAAACGGAUUCUGGGAACCGCGAUCCACGGACCGGACAAUGGGUUGGAGAGGAGAUCGGAUCUCUUACAGCCGGGCCUGAAGAGCGAAAGGUCCCCGGGACACCACGUGCGAGGUUGCGUUCAUCUAAAGUGACACAGAUGCCGUGGGCAGGGGCAUUCAGCAUCAUUAUCAGACUGUCAGAGGGAGAAGAAAAGAUGGAGCUUUAAUUAGAGCUGGCAGAAAGGAAUUGUGUGUUGUAUAAAUGAAAUAUUGAAGGAGGGUUUCCGGGUUUAUUGUGGUGGACGGUCUGUGUCUGUGAAGAAUCUGGUGUGUUUGACAUGAUGUAUAAACUUUCAUGAUGUAAAUAACAUUGUGCACUUCUCUUUUAUUAUAUUUAACCGCUGAAACUUACAUUUUUGCUGAAUGUUUCUUGUAAACCGUAUUGAGAUUUUUCAUUAAAUGUGAACGUUUUUAAACCGUU